Molecule: messenger RNA, 3904 nt
Organism: Daucus carota subsp. sativus
Lineage: Eukaryota; Viridiplantae; Streptophyta; Magnoliopsida; Apiales; Apiaceae
Product: pentatricopeptide repeat-containing protein CRR2, chloroplastic-like
Exons: 3
Coding region: 71-2011 (646 amino acids)
Biological process (GO): RNA modification
Molecular function (GO): zinc ion binding; RNA binding; protein binding
Source: RefSeq, a predicted model, not a curated record
UAAAAAAAGCCAAAACUAGGCACCAAAAAUUUCAAAUAGAACACCAGAUGCAGCAGUAGUAUACAUGUAAAUGCUUGUGUAUCAUCUCCCUAAAACCCUCACACGCCUUUGCAUUCGUUUCUUCACCCACCCAUCUCGUCUCCCACCUCAUCUUCAACACACUCCCACUGGCAGCAACUACUGUAUACAGUCUCUCUGUCAACAAGGUGACCUCAAACAAGCUAUUCAUCUCCUCACUCAAGAACCCAACCCAAAUAUUCAAACUUUUGAGCUUUUAAUCCAUUCUUGCUCCAUCAAGAACUCAUCUUUUGAUGCAAGAACUGUUCAUAAACAUGUCAUUGAUAAUGGGUUUGAUCAGAAUCCUUUUCUUGCUACUAAACUUAUUGGUAUGUAUUUUGAGUUGGGGCUAGUUGAGAGUGCAUGGCAAGUGUUUGAUGGAAUUUGUAAUAGGAAUUUGUUUGUGUGGAAUGCUUUGUUUAAAGGGUUGGUGAAGGUUGGGAGAGGUGAUGAGGUGUUGGGUAUGUAUAGGAGGAUGAAUGAGGGUGGUGGCCUUUCAGACAGUUUUACGUAUACUUAUGUGCUUAAGUCCUGUGUUGCAGAGAAGACUGGGGAGGGUUUUGUUGAAGGGUUGGAUAGAGUGAAAGAGAUACAUGGUCAUGUUUUAAGACAUGGGUAUUGGGGGAAUUUGCAUGUUAUGACUACUUUGGUUGAUGUGUAUGCUAAGUUUGGUUGUGUUGAGUGUGCUGGUUUUGUUUUUUAUGGGAUGCCAGUGAAAAAUGUGGUUUCUUGGACUGCAAUGAUUGCGUGUUGCGCGAAGAAUGGGAAGCCUUUUGAAGCGGUGGAGCUUUUUAGGGAGAUGAUCGUUGAGACUCAUGGCUUGGUUCCAAAUUCGGUGACUAUGGUUAGUGUUAUCCAAGCUUGUACGGCUUUAUGUGCUGUGGAGCAGGGAAGACUUCUGCAUGGCUAUGUACUUCGGAAAGGUCUUGAUUUGGUUUUGCCUGUUGUUAAUGCCUUGGUGAGUAUGUAUGCAAGAUGCGGUGACCUUGAUAUAGGACGUCGUGUGUUUGAUCAGAUGAAGAGGAGAGAUGUAGUUUCUUGGAAUUCUAUGAUUUCAGGUUAUGGUAUUCAUGGGCUUGGUAAAAAGGCUAUAGAAGUUUUCGAAGAGAUGUUACACUGUGGAAUCCAACCCAGUCCCGUAUCAUUUGUCAGUGUUUUGGGAGCUUGUAGCCAUGAAGGGCUUCUUGAGGAGGGUAAAAAUUUGUUUGAAUCAAUGGAAAGGGAUCAUGGGGUAUACCCUAGUGUUAAACACUAUGCUUGCCUGGUCGACCUUCUAGGUAGAGCAAAUCGGUUAGAUGAAGCAGCAAAGGUCAUAGAAGAUAUGCAAAUUGAACCAGGACCUACAGUUUGGGGUUCCCUUCUUGGAUCAUGUAGGAUUCAUUGCAAUGUUGAGCUUGCAGAGAGUGCCAGCAGAAGGCUUUUUGAGAUUGAGCCAGAAAAUUUUGGCAAUUAUUCACUAAUGGCUGAAAUAUAUGCACAAGCAGAGAUGUGGACCGAGGUUAAAAGAAUAAAAAAUCUCAUAGAGGCUCGUGGAAUUCAAAAGCUCACAGGAUGUAGUUGGAUCGAAGUGGAAAAAGGAAUUUACUCCUUCAUAUCAGCUGAUGAGCUUAAUCCAAAGAAUGAAGUGGUUCUAGCUUUAUUAAUGAAACUCUUAACUGAGAUAAAGAAGAUGGGCUAUGUUCCACAUACCAAGGUGGUGCUCUAUGAUACAAGCGAAGAGAAGAAAGAAAGUAAUUUACUAGGACACAGUGAAAAGUUGGCACUUGCUUUUGGUCUGAUGAAUAGCAACGAAGGUGAAACCAUUAGAAUUACUAAGAACUUAAGGUUAUGUGAAGAUUGUCAUUUGGUAACGAAGUUUAUAUCAAAAUUUUUGGAUAGAGAGAUCUUAGUUAGAGAUGUCAACCGGAUUCACCGAUUUAGAGACGGGGUUUGUUCGUGUGGUGAUUAUUGGUAAUAACCAAUGCGGCAAUGCAGGUUUACUAAUUCUUUCUCAUGAAGAGUCACAAGCUCCACUUGUUGAGUAUGCUGAAUGGAUAUAUCAAACUCUGGUCAUCACUGGGAUACACUUAGCUCUCAAAUUCAUCAAAUAUUAUAGGCUGCUCGAAAUGGAAACUUAUUGGUAAAAGUCUCCCACAGCCAAAUGUGGCACAUCAGUCUAGUCAAAAUGCAACUUCUAUAGGAAAAAGGGCUAGGAUACAAUGUGGACUCCAGAUACAAGGUUUUCACGUGAUAUUGUUGGACACUAUAUUGAAAUACACGCUGAAGAGUAUUCAUCUUUUCAAGUCCCUGGAAUACUUAAAACUCUUUGGUACCAAUGGUUGAGGGAGGAAGAAGAGGAAGGAGGAGAAGAACUAUAACAAAGCUUAAGAGGACCAAGAUCCUACAGAAGUAGAUCACUUCCGGUCAAAGAUUAAUUGUCAAACGGGUAUACCUUAUUUAGAGUUGCUGCACUAAGGAUUCUAAAUUAUAUGAAAAAAAAGACAUUUAGCAAGUUGUUCUUGACAGUGAACCUUUACAGCCCGAGCUGUCAUCAUCCCUGUAAUGUAGACGGAAACAAUCCUACUAGAGUCGACAAUUAGUUGGUCCGGGACUCCGGGGCUUAUGCACUGAUAGAUUGCCCAAAGAACUUUUUAUGGGUAUCAUAUUACAUUAACUUCAAGCUCUUCAGACUUUUAUGUGCACACUUCACAAAUCACAACCACUAAGGUCAACUCUUCAGGUAUGUCCUCUUAUAAUUUUGUCAUACACAUUCCUGAAAUUUAUAGGACAACUUUCAAACAGAUAUACUGUAUUUUAUAAUUCACAGAAAGUACUUUAGACCUGAGUUUUGAAGAUCUUAAUGUGAUUUAAACUUAAUGCAGGCAAGAUUUGUUCAAAAAUUAUCUUGUUAUUUAUUUGAUAUUCAUUUUUUUAAAUAACAAAUCUUAAAUCUAUAACUAUAAUGUUGAUGUUUCAGACUCAGAAAUCAGCGGGUAUUGCAAGUAGUAGUAAGGGAGUUGUAUAUAUGUAUUUGCCAAGGGACCAAUAUUAAAUGCACUUAAUUUAUUUUUUCAGUUUCUACACAUAAAUAACACUAGAAACAGAUCUUCACUCUCACUGCUAUUACUUCAAUGUAAUAGCAGUAAAUAUAGACACUAAAGUUUACUGCAUAAAUUUCUAAAGUUUAACUUCUCUAAACUUUAAUGCAAUGCAGUAAAUUUAUUGCAUAAACUUGUGAAGUGUAACUUCUCUAAGGACAAUACAGACACCAACUCAUAGCCCUUUACAGUUCUUACAUAGAUUAAUGCUACACUUACAUUAAUGUAUAUAUAUGGUGUGUGUAUAUAGUCUAUAUAGAAAGCUAGAUAGUGAUGUAUAUGUGCAUCCAUUAAGUGAAGAUGUAUCUGAUCAAUAUUUCCGUUCUGAUUUGUAUAGCCCUGGCUCUAGCUGUAACUGUAGGUGCAGAUAGUUCUAUAGAUAAUGGAGCCGUAGGAAUGGAUGGGACUCCAUGUGAUCCGCUUCGUGAUCCUCAAGGUUGCCGACCGCUUCCAGCAAAUCCUUAUAACAGAGGUUGUAGCAAAAUCAAUAGAUGUCGGGGGAAUGAGAAACAGGAUGCUUCUGAUGGAAUAGCUCCAGUGGAAGGUGAAGCAGAAGAACGCAUUAGAGGAAAUUGAUAGUCUUCUAUUUGUCUACUUACAUUUUAAUGCUGCUAUAAGAUGGUCUAGGAAGUAUGCACCCUCCUAAUUUGUAAGGCCUUUUCGCUCAAUGAAAUGUUGUUCUUGAGUUUAGGAUGAAACUUGUGUUUGGACUUUGGUGGGUUUUUUUUACUAGUAUUAAUGGUAACAAAACCAAAUCCGGAUCAAACUCA